Messenger RNA from Nematolebias whitei (Rio pearlfish), 2196 nucleotides. RefSeq names its product hydroperoxide isomerase ALOXE3-like. The transcript has 14 exons. NCBI's taxonomy places the organism in Eukaryota, Metazoa, Chordata, Actinopteri, Cyprinodontiformes, Rivulidae. The record is from RefSeq and is a predicted model, not a curated record. Gene Ontology annotation, biological process: linoleic acid metabolic process; lipid oxidation. Gene Ontology annotation, molecular function: oxidoreductase activity, acting on single donors with incorporation of molecular oxygen, incorporation of two atoms of oxygen; iron ion binding; protein binding. Bases 1 to 2013 code for a protein of 670 amino acids.
AUGGCAGAAUAUAAGGUAACUGUGUUCACUGCCGAUCGCAUCAGUGCCACCACUUUAAACAACAUCUUCAUUAAGCUGGUGGGCACAGAUGGGGAGAGUGAACGCAAGCAGCUCAUAAGCUUGAGGGGGGCUUCAGCUUUCAUCAGAGGAGCUGUGUCAACCUUUGCUGUGGUCUGUCCCACUUCCAUUGGAAAACUGGUGCUGAUUGAGCUAGACAAACAGUCUUUCCUGUUCUUCCCAGAAGACUCUUGGUUUCCCUCCAAGGUGGUGGUCAAAUCCUCUGAAGGACAAACCUUUACCUUUCCCAUCUACCGCUGGAUCUCUGACAGCGUGGUGCAACACUUCAGGGAGGGAACAGCUCUAAGAGGCUUUGAAGACAGCCAUCGUCUCGGCCAGAACAGUCGAGAGCAGGAGCUUAAGAAGCGUCAGGAGGACUACCGCUGGAAUGUGUAUGCAGAAGGAGUCCCUCACUGCAUAAAGGCAGAUGACCCUCAGUCUCUGCCAUGUGAGGUCCGCUUCUCCUUCACCAAAGAGACUGAGUUCCUUUUCACUUCAUCUACAGGACUAACAGAGCUGAAACUGAAAGGGCUGGCUGACCGUAAAGAGAAAUGGACUAAUAUUGACCAUAUCGGUCGAGUGUUUUGUUGCAAACACACUGACUUAUCGGAGUAUGUCAAACAGCAAUGGAAGAAAAAUGAAUUUUUUGGAUACCAGUUUCUGAAUGGUGUCAAUCCCAUGUUGAUCAAACGCUGUGAUGCCCUGCCCAGUAACUUUCCUGUUACCAAUGACAUGGUUCGGACCCAUGGUCAGGGCAGCCUGACUGAUGAAAUUAAGAAAGGCAACAUUUUCCUGUGUGACUACAAGAUUUUGGAAGGUGUUGAAACAAACACCAUCAAUGGGAAGAAACAAUAUCUGAUGGCUCCACUGGUCCUGCUCCAAAGCACUCCAGAUGAUGGAUUGUUGCCUCUUGCUAUUCAGCUGAGGCAGGAACCAGCUGAAAACAACCCAAUCUUCCUUCCAUCAGAUUCUGAGUAUGACUGGCUGCUGGCAAAAAUUUUUGUCAGAAGUGCAGAGUUUAAUGUGCAUCAGCUUGAUGUUCACCUGCUGCGCACUCACCUGCUGGCUGAGGCUUUUGCUGUGUCUUUGCUGCGCAAUGUGCCCAUGGUUCAUCCUCUGUACAAGCUUCUUAUACCUCACACUCGCUACACUCUGCAGAUCAACUUCUUGGCUCGAAAGAGACUGAUAUCUGAGGAAGGCAGUUUUACCCAGUUUGCAGCCUCUGGUGGAGCAGGUAUGAUCACAAUCAUGAGGAGGUCACUGUCCUCCCUUACAUACAGCUCCCUCUGUAUACCAGAAGACAUCGCAAAGCGUGGGCUGGAGGCCAUACCCAACUUUUACUACAGAGAGGAUGGACUCAAACUUUGGGAUAUUAUACACGGGUUUGUACACGGAGUCCUUGGCUACUACUACAAGACUGAUGCUGAAGUACAACAGGACUCUGAACUACAGAAAUGGCUUUCCGACAUCUUUGAACAUGGAUUUCUUUCCCAGACUGGCACAGGAGUUCCACAGAGAUUCACCACUGUAGAUGAGCUGAUAAAGUUUGUUACCAUGGUUGUCUUCACUGGCUCAGUCCAGCAUGCUGCUGUCAACAGUGGACAGUAUGACUAUGGUGGCUGGAUGCCAAACACUCCCCUCACCCUGCAACUUCCCCCACCAACCAAAAAGGGGGAAGCAACUGAGGCCACUAUGCUGAACACACUCCCAGAUGUCAAUGCAACGGUUCAGGGCAUGGCCACCCUGUGGCUGCUUAGCCAAAAGUCCACUGACUUUGUCCCUCUAGGCCACUACCCUGAGGACCACUUUACUGAGGACACUCCACGCAGAAUGAUACAGGACUUUCAAAGACAGCUUGAGGUGUUAAGUGGUGCCAUCAAAGACCGAAACAAGCAUCUGAAAGUGCCGUACACAUAUUUGGAUCCAGUCGAAGUAGAAAAUAGUGUGGCUAUUUGAAAAAUGUACCGGGUGGUAGUAGUAUUAAACCUGUAUUGAGCUAAUGUGAUGUAUUAAGUUUUAUUGGAACAUAUGGGAACAUCUUUCAUUAUAUUUUCACCAUAUGAAACAGUUCUAAGAGUAUAUUAUUGAGCAAAUUGUUUAUAAUGUGGGUAUUUGCAUUAGUGUAUAACAAAACAUGCU